AUGAUCGGCAUGGAUAAGAUCAAAGUCGUCAACGAGGAGUUCAAUGCGAAACUCCCUACCAAUAUGAGGGGCCUUCCAGGAUAUUCCGAUCUUGAUCUGUCGUCCCCGCCCGACGAAGUUUCUUUCAUUCACUUCACUGCCAACGAAACUAUGGAGGGCUUGGAGUAUCUCGACGACAGUUUGGCGAGUGCUUUGAAGGAUUCAGGCCGCAAUGUUGUUAUUGAUAUGACCAGCACGCUCUUGUCGAGACCAGUUAAUGUUGAAAAUUACGGAGUUAUUUACGCAUCGGGCGGCAAGAAUCUCGGUCCAGCAGGAGUGUGCCUUGCGAUAGUCAGAGACGACUUGAUUCGACCGGGACAACCACCGUAUGUUUGCCCGUCGUUUAUGGACUACUACGUGCAGUCGACUUCAACGCCGCUGUGUAGUUUGUACAACACUCCCCCGACGUUUGCCAUUUAUAUGGUGAACCUGGUCCUUGGGUACUAUCAGAGGACCUUUGGUGAGAGAGCAACGCUGGCUAAUAUAGAGCAGAAAGCUAUGUAG
Molecule: messenger RNA, 543 nt
Organism: Perkinsus marinus ATCC 50983
Lineage: Eukaryota; Perkinsozoa; Perkinsida; Perkinsidae
Product: phosphoserine aminotransferase, putative
Exons: 4
Coding region: 1-543 (180 amino acids)
Biological process (GO): L-serine biosynthetic process
Cellular component (GO): cytoplasm
Molecular function (GO): O-phospho-L-serine:2-oxoglutarate transaminase activity; pyridoxal phosphate binding
Source: RefSeq, a predicted model, not a curated record